Naumovozyma castellii is the source of this 738-nucleotide messenger RNA. RefSeq names its product Rts2p (gene RTS2). Lineage: Eukaryota; Fungi; Ascomycota; Saccharomycetes; Saccharomycetales; Saccharomycetaceae. The record is from RefSeq and is a predicted model, not a curated record. The coding region runs from base 1 to 738 and encodes 245 amino acids. The transcript has a single exon.
AUGGCUAAGGCAGAGUUUGGAACUGCAAAGUUUCUCAGUAAACAGAUGAAGGCCAAAGGCCUUCAAAAACUGAAGUUCUAUUGCCAGGUUUGUCACAAGCAAUGUAGAGAUGAGAAUGGGUUCAGGUCCCAUAUCAAGGCACCAUCUCACUUACAAAAAAUUUCACAAAUUACUGCUGAGGAUAUUAAUAACUAUACUACUGAGUUUGAGAGGAACUUCUUGAGGUUGUUAAAACUUAAUCAUGGAGAAAAGAAAAUUGAGGCUAAUAAGUUUUACAAUGAAUUUAUUCAGGAUAAGGAGCAUAUUCAUAUGAACUCCACUAAUUUCACCUCUUUGAGUAAAUUUAUCCAGUACCUAAGUAGAAAUGGGAAAAUACGGAUAUAUGGACUGGAAAAUUUAGAUGACACAGAUGAUAAUGUCGAUUUAGGCCAAUUAAUGAUUAGUUACAUCGAUAAUUCCAGCGAAACUAUACUUAGGAAACAAAAAAUUGAUGAGUUGUCCAAUAUAGAAAAGAGCCAUCAGGAAGUUAGUACCGUUCUCUUGCAAAAUCAAAUUGCAAAAGGGUCCACAAUGGUGCAAAUUGACGAACGACAGGAAGAGCAAGACGUAGUUGGGAACCAACCUGUUUUGCAAUUGCAACCUGGCGAGAAGAUUUCGUUGACCUUAACUGGGAAUGGGAUUACCAAAAACAAGAAGAAGAAGACUACACUUAAAAAGAAGAGUGUGUUUAAGAGUUGA